This is a messenger RNA of Humulus lupulus (European hop), 1573 nucleotides long. RefSeq lists its product as uncharacterized. Bases 131 to 1222 code for a protein of 363 amino acids. Lineage: Eukaryota; Viridiplantae; Streptophyta; Magnoliopsida; Rosales; Cannabaceae. The record is from RefSeq and is a predicted model, not a curated record. The transcript is spliced from 6 exons.
AUAGCGACUCCAUUAUAAAUAAGAGAAUAUCAUUUCAGUUCAGUUUAAUCUAAAUAGAGAGAUUAUUUUUGAGACUUCAAUUCCAGACGAAAGAAGCAAAAUUCACUAACGAAGUAGAAGGAUCUCAAUUAUGGAGGACUCUCAAACUUCUCAAUCUGGGAACAAUGGGAAAUCUAAGCUUCUCCGUUAUGCGUUGCGAUCGGGGACUAAAACGAAGGAGGAGAGGCCUUCGAACUCUGAAAUUCCCAACUCCUCCACUAAGAGGAUGAGAGGUACAUCGAGUGUAAGCAAAAGUGCAAGUGUUCUUGAUCUCUCUGGCAAGGAAAAGUCUACUGCUAAGCCACCUAGAAGGCUUUCUAUUCCAGCCAAGUCUGCUGCAAGUCCAGCCCCAAGACUAGCGAGCAGCAUCACUCCAAUUUCAGAGGUUAGAAUGAAGAGGUCUGAAAGUCUUCAUAAGAAACCAGAAACACCAAUUUCGGUUUCCGACGUAACAAGAUUAACAAGCCGAAAGAAGUUCAGUGCUCUGUCCUCUGCCUCUUAUUGGCUUUCCCAGAUUAAACUCUCUGAAUCUUCCAAUAAACACUCAAUUUCGCUUGGGUUUUUCAAGCUAGCCUUGGAAGCAGGAUGUGAGCCUCUUCAACGAGUGAGAGAUGAGCUUACAUCCUAUUCACGCCGUCAUGACCUUGGUAGUGAACUUGGAGAGUCUUUGAAGGAAUUGUUUGAGAGCUAUAAUAUUGUAGAAAGCACAGCGCAGUUGCAGGUCUCUGAGUCCAUUUCUCAGGUACCUGAAGAAGGAAGCCGAUCCUCUGAUGAUGAAAUCCGGAGCACGUCUUCAAUUGUGAGUACCAGGAACCAGAAACUGAAACCGAAGGCGUUGAACACUGAUGCUGCUCAAGUAUCCCCAGUUGCAGGUCCAACCAAAAAGAACACUACUCAGAAAACUAAUCCCACAAGCAGAACCAGGGGAUCUGUGACAAAAGACUCGGCUAACUCGAGAUCUCUCACUGCCACUGGAGCCAAUAGUAAGCCCAUUAAGAAACCCCAGAAGCCAUCUAAGCAAGAAGUUAACAAAGAAAAGGAUAUGAUGAAGAAAAAGGGAAAGAAAUCUGCUGAUAAAGAAGGUUCGGUUAGCCCUACUCGCACAGAGAAUGCACUGCAAGAGAACAAAGAAAAUAUGGAGGCUGCAUCAGUGGAAGAGAUUAGUUUGAUUGAGGUCAUAUAAUCGUUCUGCUGCUAAAAUUUGGCCGGACAAGAUGAUUGUUACAAUUGAUGGGUUUGUCUUCAGUGUUUUUUUUAGUGGGGGCUUUUCCUAUGUAAAGAAAAGGAUUGUGUUGCAAGUGUUUCAGUCUGUGUAAGAAAAAAAAACACAUAACUGUUUUUUCUUUUUCUUUGGGGGAUUGGUUUAAAGUGGAUUGAUGUGUGUUUAGUAUUUACACUUGCCGAUUACAAGUUAAUGUAGUAAAACAUGAACUUACAUUACUAUUGUUUGGUUGAAAGUUGUGUAGUAUAAUCUUUGUUUGCACUAGGCUUAUGUAUAAGCUAAAAGAUAAAGGAACAUUAUUAUUCAAGCAAA